UAGCGAUUUUAGAAGAGAACAACAACUUACUAGAUGCAACCAGAUCAACGGCUGAGCUCUAUUCUCUCCGCUCCUCAUGUCCCUCCUCCGGCGCCUCCUCUCCACCGCGGCGGCCGCCGCCCACGGCCCACUGCCGAUCCGCGUAGCCUUGACGGACUCAGCCGGCCGGGGAGUCUUCGCUACCCGCCCUAUCGCCGCCGGCGAGGUCCUUCACUCCGCUCAGCCCCUCGUCUCCCAUCCGUCCCGCUCCCUCCUCCACGAGGUGUGCUACAGCUGCCUCAGAAGGAAGCCCGGGAAGGGCGGCCACUCCAGCGGGGGCUGCUACUUCUGCAGCGACGCGUGCCGACAACAUGCUAAGGGAUUCCAUGGCAUUGAAAAGAAUUUGGAUUGGUCUUUGUUAGACGAUCACUGCAGUUUGCGUGGUCUCAAGUACCCAUACAUGGUCAAGCGGCUAGCUUGCAUGGUUAUAUCAGGAGCUGUUGGCGCAGACUGUCUUGACAUUCUUCAGCCAGCCCGUUUGCAUCAGGGUAUGAUUUCCGAGAUGGAGGAGGAGUUCGAAUUGCUGGAUUCCACUUUUAGGAAGGCAGGGUUUCAGGAAGAACUCGCCGCUUUUUUCACCAAACAAUGGUACAUCAAUGUACUUGCAAGAAUACGCGUAAAUGCAUUCCGUAUUGAGUUGGUUGCAAGUUCAUAUGAGGAUCUUCUAUCAUCAGCGAUAGCCUCAGUAGCAUGCGAUGCAUCAGUUGGCAAUGCUGUGUAUAUGCUCCCCUCGUUCUACAAUCAUGACUGUGAUCCAAAUACUCACAUAGUUUGGAUGCAAAAUGCAGAUGCUAAACUGAAGACCCUUCGUGAUAUUGAUGAAGGUGAGGAGCUGCGCAUCUGCUACAUUGAUGCAAGCAUGGAUGUCAAUGCCCGGCAAAAGAUUUUGGCUGAAGGCUUUGGCUUCGAGUGCCGUUGUCUCCGAUGCUUAUCUGGAGAUUAGAUUCUACUAGCUGAAUACUCGUGCGUUGCUACGAGUUAAUCGUAAUUUUUAAUGCUCUCAACUAAGAAGAGAGUGUAUAGCAGUGCAUCAAAACGGCGUGACGACCAUUGAAUUGUGGGUUAAUUAUAACUGUUAAGGGCUAAACUAAGAAGAGGUAACACCUAGCAUGUAUUUAGAGCGUGUGAUGUUAUAACGGAGUUGAUCCUGAAGAAUAGAAAGGCAAAGCGAUAUUCAACAUUCA
This is a messenger RNA of Lolium perenne, 1223 nucleotides long. Its product is annotated as histone-lysine N-methyltransferase ATXR4. The record is from RefSeq and is a predicted model, not a curated record. Lineage: Eukaryota; Viridiplantae; Streptophyta; Magnoliopsida; Poales; Poaceae. Gene Ontology annotation, cellular component: nucleus. Gene Ontology annotation, molecular function: protein binding.